AUGGAUUAUUUCUUGAUCAUCACCUGUGCAUUGCUGUUAAUAACAUCAAUUUUGUCAGUCUUCCGUCGCAAGAAGAAUCUUCCACCAACAAUCUUUCCAAAAAUACCCAUCAUCGGCCACCUUUACCUCUUACAAAAACCUCUUCACAGAACCUUGGCAAAACUCUCAUCAAAACACGGCCCAAUUCUCCUCCUCCACUUUGGGUCCCGCCCCGUUCUUGUAGUCAACUCUCCUUCCGUCUCCGAAGAAUGCUUCACAGGCAAAAACGACAUCGUUUUUGCCAACCGUCCUCGUUUGUUGGUUGCCAAGAUUCUAAGCUCAAAUUGUACUGGCACUGUUUGGGCACCUUAUGGUGAUCAUUGGCGUAACCUUAGGAGGAUCUCUACAAUCGAGAUCUUCUCGACUCAACGUCUCAAUGAACUAAGUAACGUACGAGCCGACGAAGGAAGACUUGUUGUACGUAAACUAGUCUCAGAUUGUAGUAGUUCACCACUAGUGAACUUAAAGUCAUUGUUUCAAGAGAUAACACUUAAUAUUAUAAUGAGGAUGAUAUCUGGGAAGAGGUAUUUUGGAGGUAAAAAUAUGGAAGAUGAAGGAAUACGGUUUAGGGAGAUGGUGGAAGAGGCGUUACGUUUGGGUGGUGCGUCGAAUUUAGGUGAUCAUUUGCUGUUUUUGAAUUGGUUUGGAGUGAAUGGAUUGGAGAAGAAGUUGAUCGCGUUGCAGAAGAGGAGAAACGAGUUUUUUCAAGUACUAAUUGAUCAACUUAGAGAGGAUGCUAAAGUUGAAGAUAACAAUAGCAAGAAGAACAUUACAAUAAUUGAAUUAUUGUUGCAGUUACAAGAAACAGAUCCUGCCUACUACACUGAUGAGCUUAUUAAAAGCUAUAUACUGAACUUGUUAUCAGCUGGGGUUGACACUUCUUCUGUAACUAUGGAAUGGGCAUUUUCUCUUUUACUCAACAAUGAAGACGUAUUAAACAAGGCACAAAAUGAAAUCGACAAUCAUGUAGGACAAAACCGCCUUCUUGAGGAAUCAGACAUGGCCGACUUACCAUACUUACGUUGUAUCGUGAACGAGACUUUACGAAUGUACCCUCCAACCCCAUUUCUAGUACCUCACGAGUCAUCGGAUGAUUGUAUGGUGGGAGGCUAUCACAUCCCACGUGGGACCAUGCUAUUGGUUAAUCAAUGGGCCAUACAACGCGACCCGGAAUUGUGGAGUGAGCCUCAAAGUUUUAACCCGGAAAGGUUUGAGCAGAUAGAAGGCACAAAGGAUGGGUAUCGCUUCAUGCCAUUUGGGUCCGGAAGGAGGGGAUGUCCGGGUGAAGGACUAGCCAUCCGUAUGCUUGGGUUGACGUUGGGGUUGCUUAUACAAUGCUUUGAAUGGGAACGCGCAAGUGAAGAGAUGGUUGAUAUGACUGAAGGUGUCGGCCUCACUAUGCCUAAGGUUCAACCUUUGGUAGCCAAAUGUAGACCUCGCCGAAUUACGCACAAUUUAAGCUAG
This is a messenger RNA of Erigeron canadensis, 1503 nucleotides long. Its product is annotated as cytochrome P450 81Q32-like. The transcript has 2 exons. Gene Ontology annotation, molecular function: heme binding; monooxygenase activity; iron ion binding. The record is from RefSeq and is a predicted model, not a curated record. The coding region runs from base 1 to 1503 and encodes 500 amino acids. Lineage: Eukaryota; Viridiplantae; Streptophyta; Magnoliopsida; Asterales; Asteraceae.